Messenger RNA from Microthlaspi erraticum, 345 nucleotides. The record is from the annotation of a GenBank genome assembly. Lineage: Eukaryota; Viridiplantae; Streptophyta; Magnoliopsida; Brassicales; Brassicaceae.
AUGGAUGGCAGAGUAUUAUCUCAGCUCGAUCUCUGGUUCAUAAAGGGCUCAAUAAAAGGGUUGGUUCCGGAUCUUCCAUCUCCGUAUGGUGUGAUCCAUGAAUUACUGACGUUCGCCCGAGAAUUUGCUCAGAUUACGAGCAUUUCAAUUGCAAUCGGGUACAAACCAGACACUUGUGGGUGGCUGUUUACAAAAACGGGACGUCACACGGUUAAAUCGGGGCAUAGCACUUUACAGGAAUUUUCAGAUGAGGAGGUGCCUCAGGUCUUUGGACCAGAUGCCAGGAGGUUGCAAGCACAGGCAUGGAAAGUAAAAUGUACUACCAAGCUCCAACAUUUUCUUUGA